CGAGGCGCAUCUGUCAAUUGUCACUGCAGCAUUUCAGUUUCAUCCAUUCUUAGUUUGUGUGGUGUGUUAGGUGAAGUAAAUUUUAAAUAUAAAGCACAAGUUAUUUUAAAGUGAAAAUCAAUGUUUAUUAUUCAAUAAUUUAAAUAAAGAUUGUUUUUAAAAUGGCUACUCAACCUCACAGCCGAAAAAGAGUGUGUUAUUACUAUGAUAGUGAUAUUGGAAAUUAUUACUAUGGCCAGGGACAUCCCAUGAAACCUCAUCGCAUACGUAUGACUCAUAAUUUACUCUUGAAUUAUGGAUUAUACCGUAAAAUGGAAAUUUAUCGACCUCAUAAAGCAACAGCCGAAGAAAUGACUAAAUUUCACUCAGAUGAUUACAUAAGGUUCCUACGCUCUAUAAGGCCUGAUAACAUGUCUGAAUAUAACAAACAAAUGCAGCGAUUCAAUGUUGGUGAAGACUGUCCAGUUUUUGACGGAUUAUAUGAAUUCUGUCAGCUCUCAGCAGGAGGUUCUGUGGCUGCAGCUGUUAAGUUGAACAAACAAGCAUCUGAAAUAUGUAUUAACUGGGGUGGUGGUUUACAUCACGCUAAAAAGUCUGAAGCAUCUGGAUUCUGCUAUGUUAAUGACAUCGUAUUAGGAAUAUUGGAAUUACUUAAAUAUCAUCAGAGGGUUCUCUAUAUUGAUAUUGAUGUUCAUCAUGGUGAUGGUGUUGAAGAAGCUUUUUAUACUACUGAUCGUGUAAUGACAGUGUCCUUCCAUAAAUAUGGAGAGUACUUCCCAGGAACUGGUGACCUCAGAGACAUUGGUGCAGGCAAAGGAAAAUAUUAUGCAGUCAAUAUACCCCUCAGAGAUGGCAUGGAUGAUGAUGCCUAUGAAAGCAUAUUUGUGCCGAUAAUCAGUAAAGUUAUGGAAACAUUUCAACCUAGCGCUGUUGUACUCCAAUGUGGAGCCGAUUCUCUAACAGGAGAUCGGUUAGGUUGCUUCAAUUUGACUGUUAAGGGUCAUGGCAAGUGUGUAGAAUUCGUGAAGAAAUAUAAUUUGCCCUUCAUGAUGGUUGGUGGAGGAGGUUACACAAUAAGAAAUGUCUCUCGUGCUUGGACCUAUGAAACUUCAGUAGCCUUAGGAGUAGAAAUUGCCAACGAACUUCCUUACAAUGAUUACUUCGAAUAUUUUGGACCUGACUUUAAACUCCACAUCAGUCCUAGCAAUAUGACUAACCAAAACACGCCCGACUAUUUGGAGAAGAUCAAAACAAGACUAUUCGAAAAUUUGAGGAUGUUGCCUCAUGCUCCAGGUGUACAAGUACAGGCAAUUCCAGAAGAUGCCAUUAACGAUGACUCUGACAUGGAAGACAAAGCGGACAAAGAUGAACGAUUGCCACAAAAAGAAAUAGAUAAGAGACUUGGACAUGAUAAUGAAUUUUCCGAUAGUGAGGAUGAAGGAGAAGGAGGUCGAAGGGACAGCAGAAACUAUAGGGGCAAGAAACGACCACGAUUCGAUAAGUCGGACAGUAAGGAUGUGAAUAUGGAAGUAAAAGAAGAAGUGAAGUCUGAAAAAAGCGAUGACGAUACCAAACUCAGUAUCAUAGAAGACACGAAAAAAGAAGGUGGUCCGAAUCAAUGACAUAACCAGGCUCAACACUCUAAGUUUAAGUAAUAAUCAAAUGUAGAAUAUUUUUUUACGUUGUGUUAAGUGAACUCUACUGAAGUAAACAAAGUGCAAAAAUUGACAAGGGAUCUCUGUGUAAAUAUUUUCCAUAUCAGUGGUAUUAUAAUAAAACAGGAACAUUUCUAUGAGUGAAUGCCUCAACAGUGUUUUGGAUGUCACAAGAAAUACUCAGAUUUUUUAUUUUUUUACUGUAUUAUUCCAUUUGUAAAAUAUUAAUGCAUUUCCUGUUGAAGAAUUAAAAAUUCUCAACUUUGAAGAAAUGUUAUUAAUUGCCUAACUUAAAAGUUGUCUGUAUAUUUAAUAGAUCAGUGUGGGUGAAAUGAACAUCAUAAUAGUAUUAAUUAUGUAUAAAUUGAUCUCUCUCUGUGAAACGUUUAAAAAAAAACAGACUACUGUAAUUUUGAGCAUUGGCCUUUGAAGUUAAUUUUCGUUCAAUACAGGAGCAAAUUGAAAACAUUUCGAAGGUUUCAGUAAAGAAGUAACACAGCCAAUUCAGUCUAGAUAAAGAACCAAAUUUGCAUAAGUCCUUGGGUAGUCAACUUCAUCUUUAACAUAUAUUAAUUUCUUACAAUACAUCUCGAUUUUUUCCCUUCAUUAAUCCUUGUUCAAUUAAAAAAAUUAUGGUUUUCUUUUCAUAAAGAGAAAUAUUCUGAUGAUAAUAACAAUGUUCCAUAAAAUCAGUUUAAUGUCUUAAUAAAGGCUAGGCACUAUGUAUAAAGUGUGAAUGGUACUAUAUAGUUUGGAGCAAUAUUUAUUAUACAUGUGAUUUUAAAUAUUUAUGUUACAUUGCUGGCCAAACGUUUACUCAUUUGUUCAAUAUAGCUGAAUGGCUUGUAAGGUCUAAGUUUCUAUUGCAAAUGUUGUCAAUCUUUUAUUCUUAAAUAAUUUAUGAAAAAACGACUUGAUGUGUUCCUAGGAAUUCUUCCAAUAAAUUGAUAAUUUGAUGA
Harmonia axyridis is the source of this 2614-nucleotide messenger RNA. RefSeq names its product histone deacetylase HDAC1 (gene HDAC1). Bases 162 to 1622 code for a protein of 486 amino acids. Gene Ontology annotation, molecular function: histone deacetylase activity. The record is from RefSeq and is a predicted model, not a curated record. The transcript has 7 exons. NCBI's taxonomy places the organism in Eukaryota, Metazoa, Arthropoda, Insecta, Coleoptera, Coccinellidae.